Exophiala aquamarina CBS 119918 is the source of this 2535-nucleotide messenger RNA. RefSeq lists its product as uncharacterized. Bases 1 to 2535 code for a protein of 844 amino acids. Gene Ontology annotation, biological process: regulation of transcription by RNA polymerase II. The record is from RefSeq and is a predicted model, not a curated record. Gene Ontology annotation, cellular component: nucleus. Lineage: Eukaryota; Fungi; Ascomycota; Eurotiomycetes; Chaetothyriales; Herpotrichiellaceae. Gene Ontology annotation, molecular function: DNA-binding transcription factor activity, RNA polymerase II-specific; RNA polymerase II transcription regulatory region sequence-specific DNA binding. The transcript has a single exon.
AUGCCCCCUCCUCCCACUCCCUUUUCUCAUCGCCGGUCACAUCGAGUCAUCACAACAAAUCUUCCCCAAUCCCCCCCCACCUCUCCAGAGUCAUCAGCAUGCAUUCUGCGUAAGAUGUCCUUGUCCAAAGGUGCCACAUUUCACUAUUCAUCCUCUCGACCAACCAAGGAUGAUCCAGUUCUGAGCAUUCCUCACUUGGCCCGUCGUUCUCCGACGUGCUCUCCAUCCGCUCUCACUAGCUGGCUGUCUGAAAAGGAAGACGUCGCACAGUCCAUCUUAGACUUCGAACAAACCUUCUCCGGAGCCCGUGGGAAGAAGUCUACAACCCGUCGUCGAUCAGCACAGAACUUCGAACAGCUCUCUGUUCGCCGCCUCUCAUUGCCAUCCGACGAGGGGAUUGGUUCUUCUGUGAGCCCCGCGAGUGACAAGGGACUUUCCAAGUCCUUUGAAAGAGCCUUGGAUCUAUUGUCGAACAGGGAUAGUGCACUGGGUACUUCGAUUGGUGACUCAGUGGAGCAAGUUGUUGGACACAACUCUGAAGAAGAUGGUCUUGUCCAAGACUUGAUUCAAGGUUGGAUUGCCCGUUGCAUGAUAAUGUGUGAUGAUAUUAACAUCUCCCCUGCAGAAGCUGACUCUCCAGACUCGACACUCCGUUCCGCACGGCAGCGAGUCUCAUCUAGAACUUCAAACGACGUCGCCCGAUCUGCUGUCACUCAAAGCAUUGCUCCUCCAAUCACACGACCUAUUGCCCGCCAUCCUCCUUUGAGCAACUUGGCGCGAAAGAAGAUCAACGAGUAUAUAAUCACUCCCAUCCUCGAGGAGUCUCGAUUUGAUCGUCUGCAUCCUCUUGUCACUGCUCUUGGCUCUCGGACCAACAAGACUGUUCGAUGCCUGCGUGACCUCGAACAAAGCCUCAUCCUCCAACCCUUGGUAAGCACCCUGACUUCACGACGAUCCUUCUGGUCUGACAAAGCCAACAAGACACUUGCCAUCUCAACACAACUCUAUCGAUCAUUUGGAGAGUUCACCAUCCAACUUGUUGUCGAUACAUAUCAACAUCUUUCUGAAUCAGAGCAACGACGUGCCGCUGAUCGUUCUUACAACAACGGCUACUUCCUUGACUUGGUUCAACAAGUCAACAGACUAGCUAGCCAUAUCGGUUCCUCCAACUCGGCUCAGCAGGCCGGAUCUGCUGAAGAUUCUGACGAGAUGGCUUACUCCGCUGAUGACGAGGUCACCUUGGAAGGUGGCCUCGAUCAAACAGGCCACCUUGCUGAACUAGUCCGCUGGAAGAAUGGCAAAGGUAUCUCGCUCAGGACUGGCCAGGUCUACGAAGCUACUCCUGGUCUGAAGAGACAAAGCAGUGCCGCUCUGGAUGAAGAUGUCGCCAGGUCAAUGGCCCGCAGAAAGAAGGGAUAUAUACCUGAGAUCAUCGAGAUGAAGUGCUCUGAUAAAACCUGCGGAAAAAUCUUCACCCGAAAAUGCGACCUUGCAAAACACGAAAAGACUCACUCUCGUCCUUUCAAGUGCCCAGACCAAAACUGUAAAUAUCAUGAGAUGGGCCUGCCUACAGAGAAGGAGCGAGAGCGUCACUUCAACGACAAACAUAGCGACAGCCCUCUGUUUUUCAAGUGCGAAUUUUGCGAGUUCCGCACGAAGCGCGAAUCGAAUUGCAAACAGCACAUGGAAAAGAAACAUGGCUGGCAUUACGAGCGUGCGAAGGGCAAAGACAAGGCCGCUCCCUCCGUGGCCAGGAUGACUCCUGCUCAGACACCUCGGACCCCGAGCAUCGACUUUUCUCCCAGCCCAGCUGUGUCGAUCAGAACUUGGGAUGACACUAGCUCCAUUGCUGGAAGCAUUGGCGGUAGUAUGGCCGGAAGUGCCUCUAUGACGCCAUUUGAGCAGCCCCUCAAUAACUUUGACAAUGCCUUUGCCCAGGCCCCGGUCACUUAUUCUAAUCCAAUCUUCCCACGAGCUAGUCGCACUAUGCAAUAUGCUCAAGGCGGAGACGAUUUUGAUUUCAACUCAUUCUCGGGAAGUUACCAAAAUCCUGCCCAGGCCUACAUCUCUCCCACCAACACAACUCCAAUCACACCCCACAUGAUGGGUACGCCUAUUACCCCUGCAUACAGCAACAUCACCGAGCCCUCUCCAUAUAGCGCUCACAUGGAUAUCACAAUGGAUUGCACCAAUCCAACACUCUGGAGCACUGGACUCCCAACACCAGGUUCCUUUCUCCAGGCACACUCACGUAAUCCAUCCAUCUCCGACUAUUCUCCCAUGAUUGCUGGUCCUUCUGGCCAGUCAUUUGGUGAUGAGCCUAUGAUCAAUGAUUAUGAUUUCCCACAUGGCGACUUUUCGUUGUUCUCUGGUGAAGGCUCUAGUGCCUUCUCCAACCCAGCCGCAGCAAAUGCUACAUUGUUCCCAAGUGAGCCAGAAGCUUUUGCCACCCUCGACAACGAUCCAAUGUUCAAUGAACAGUGGGAAAAUGACAUGUUUGACUUCAACAUGGACACCAAGCCUCUGGGUAACUAG